Molecule: messenger RNA, 480 nt
Organism: Caenorhabditis remanei
Lineage: Eukaryota; Metazoa; Nematoda; Chromadorea; Rhabditida; Rhabditidae
Exons: 4
Source: RefSeq, a predicted model, not a curated record
CAUACAUCCAAUAUGAACUACCUUCUAUUCUUUCUAUUGAUUUCUUUAGUUAAUUGUAAAGGUUGCAAAGAUCACUGUGAAUGCCCGGAUCUCCUCGAUAGACUUGAUUGGCCAGAGAGAGGCAACGUUUCGUAUGCUGAAGGAGCGGGAUGUUUUAGAAAUAUCACUUGUGGAACAUCAUAUUACUAUACCUUCGUGCCUCUCAAUUUCACCGACUCUGAAAUCCCUCGUCCUGUUGAUUCUUUCGAUGAUCACGGAAAAGUCUUAUCUAUAAGCUACGAGGUACAAACAGGACCGAAUAUCAAUAUAUUCCAAUUUUUCGGAAUGGUUUGUGAAAAUAAUGAAUGGUAUAUCACAAAAUACCCGUACGGAAUUCAUUAUUUUUCCACUAUGAUAGAUACAUAUAUUGGAGCCAACGGAGAACUUGAUGGGAAAAAGACGAAACUUAAUCAUUUUUCUUGCGAAUUUCCAUCAAAAUAA